Bipolaris zeicola 26-R-13 is the source of this 2223-nucleotide messenger RNA. RefSeq lists its product as uncharacterized. Lineage: Eukaryota; Fungi; Ascomycota; Dothideomycetes; Pleosporales; Pleosporaceae. Bases 1 to 2223 code for a protein of 740 amino acids. The record is from RefSeq and is a predicted model, not a curated record. The transcript has a single exon.
AUGCCCAUCGAACGAACCGACCGCAAUAACCCACGGCCGCUGAAGCCGACGCUCGCUAGUACCCGACCUGCUCCUGCGAAGACGCCCUUGACCCCGAGGCUGGCCGUUGCCUCGUCCGCCUCGUCCACCGUCAGCUCCUCGAGUACACGCACUGCCCGUACCAGCACCGGUGCUCCCACAAGGCCUCAUGUCGCCGCCUCUGCUGUCGACAGCGGCACGUCCGCCAAGGCCUUCCUCACCACCAGUGUCACGCCGCGCACCUCGUCACGCAAGUCGCGCGGCGGCGUAGACAGCGCUUCCACGACGCCCAAUGCUACCCCGACAAACUCACGCCCGAGCUCUACCGUCGACUUUCCCCACCGCGACCACCACAGCACCAUCAGCAGCAGCCACAGCGCCGUUGGAAGGAGCAGCGGAGGUACUGCACGCCCACGCAGUACCCCUGGACCGACCAGCCAUGCCGCGCCCACGCCCCGGGCCCCCGUAGCCAGCAUGUACAACUACGCGCCAUCCGAUACUGGAUCCAGAAGAGAUACUUCCUCCUUAUUCUUCCACGCCAAUGACGCCCGCCCGCACGACCAACCCGCGCCUGGCCCAGCACCCGUCAAGAAGACGCCCACCUUCUUUUAUGCCGAUGGCCGACAAGAUGAGAGUCCGUCUCACAACGUCCCGUCUCCACCUUUAUCUUCCCUGGGGAGAGCCCCCUCAGAAUCCAAGUUCUUCCACGCAGACUCCAUAGCUGAGUCGAGAGACCGCCCGCCCAUCCUCACCCCGCCACCCAUUGCUACAUCGCCCGAGCCACUACCGCCACUUGCAGCCCCCCAUGGACCCUCUCUCCGGCCGCCCUCGCCCACCAAGGACUGGGCACAUCUCUCGUACCGAAAAGGAGCCUCGCAGGUCAGACCAGCGUUGAGCAGAGGAACCUCGGCGAGCACAAGCAGUACCCCCAUGGCCAUUUUCGGUGGAUCAAACACCUCAGACGCUUCCGAUGUGAACAGACGCAGAUCAAGCACAGCUUCGAUGAUCAAACGAGGGCACGCCAAAAGCUCCAGUCUCUCCUCCAUUGACUCAGUGACCAGUCUGAGGAAGGCAUCAGCCCAUGAGGCCCCGGCCAUGACUCCAAGCCCACUGCAUACCGAAAAGAGUGCCGCCGACAAUGCAUCCCCGCCUGACAACCCCGCUUCAGCCUCUCCGCGCUACACCGCCUUCUCCCCGCUUAAUUCUCCCAAAUCAGAAAGUCCGACAAGAGGUAACGACACCAAGAGUGCGCUGGAGGUGAUGAACGAGCUUGCGGCAAAUGCAAGAAGGGAACGAAAAGUGCUGGAUCUUGAAAUCAGCAACUCGUCGCUUCUUGCCAUCAACAGGUCGUUGGAGAAAGAGGUGCGCAAGCAAAAGGCCGAGAUCAGGCGCUUCCGCCGCAUGAGUCGAGCUGGACACUUUUCUGCAGACGCCAUUGGCUCGCAUGACGAGGCCUCUGCCAUUGGUGCUAGUAGUCUAGGAGAUCUUUCGGAUAUGUCCGAAGAGGAAGGGAUGCCUGAAGAUGAGGAGGAAGAAGAGGAGGAGGAACCUGAGAGCAGCGAUUCUUCACUCGAUGAUAGUGCAUUGAGCCCUAGUGCUCAACUAGAGCGGGACGAAGCGCAUCGUUCGCGAGAUCAGAAGCGCCUCCAGCUUGACCUCUCAAAGCACCGUGAGAUGCUAAACGACAGCCAAAAGAUGAACCAGAGCUUGAGAAAGUGCUUGGGAUGGACAGAGCAGCUAAUCAAAGACGGCCAGAAGGCGCUGGAGUACAAAGUCAACGUUAGCGAUGUCAAGCUAGGCGGCCGCGUACUCAUUUCAGAAGAUGACAACGAAGUUACUGACGCUGAGGAAUCCAGGGGUCUUCUGAGUCCUUGGAAUCCGCUGCAAAACACCAUGGACGCGUUAGACUCACCAUUCUUCCCAGAAACCAACCGCAUGGUUGAUCGUGACAGCGGGGUGCAUUUUGACGGAUCAGACCAUAUCCGGCGGAGCAACAAAGAUUCCACAGCAACGUCUUCUACCGUGGACAGCCAAGGCAAAUCUACCAGCCCCGCCAAAGAAUUUCGUCCCAAGCUCCCUGGCCAGUGGGUAUCAUAUCGAGACUCAAGCCUGAAGCCUCAAGAUGAUCUCGCACCACUCGGCUCUCCCUUCGAGGAGCGCAUCAGGCAUCUCCACGCCUCCAUCGAUGCUUUGGAAGCAUCGUAA